AUGAAACAUGCGUGGAAAUUGAAAACACCCGAGUUAAUUAUUUCCAUAGCGGGAGGUGCAGCAUUAUUACAUAACACUACACCAGCUCGCGUAAGAAAUACUUUUCAAAGAGAUUUGAUUGCAGCCGCCAUAACUACUGAUGCUUGGAUUUUUACGGGUGGAACGAAUAGUGGUGUAAUGAAAGAAGUAGGAGAUGCAUUUGACAAAUACCGAUAUAAAAAUUCAAAAAAACGUGUCGAUAUCCCUUGCAUUGCAGUGCCAAAUUGGAAUUAUACUACAGAUGUCUACCAACUAUCUUGUAAUAAUCCAAAUAAUGAUAUGUAUCUUAUGAAAUCAUAUACAAAUAGAAAAGCUAAUAAUCCUGCUAAUGAAUGCGAUAUCGACCCUAAUCAUACCCAUUUUUUGUUGAUGGAUGACAGCAGAGAAAAGGCUUGGUGGAGAAAAGAGGAAACAUAUGAAUGUCGUGCGGAUCUACAAUCGACACUACGUGCUGAAAUUGAACAAGAAUCCGCAAACAUUAUGCCAACGAUUGAUAAUUUAUUGGUCCAUCUGUAUGAGAAAACAGGAGAAAUUUUUAAGCAGGUGAAGCAUAUGUUUAACUAUAAUAUGAUGCAACAGAAAAUAGCCACUACACGUAUAAUAGAAAGUUUAAAUGAAUUAUGCGAAAUGAUUGAUUCGACAACAAAUAACGCUGAUACAAUUAUUUUACGUGGUGUCGGAGAUAGAGUGACCGAUGUAAUUAAAACAACUAUGAAAAAAGCAAAAGAGUUAAAAGACAAGCUUUCUACUUAUCAUGAUUUACUUAAUAAGACUACUGGGGGCUUGGACAAACAAAAACAAGACAUAUUAGAUGACGCAGUGAACUUACAAACAGCCUAUUACGAGAAACAUCAUAGGCCAAUAGUUCAAAUACUUGUAGAAGGUAUUAUUAUUCAUAAUGAUUGA
This is a messenger RNA of Didymodactylos carnosus, 945 nucleotides long. The record is from the annotation of a GenBank genome assembly. Lineage: Eukaryota; Metazoa; Rotifera; Eurotatoria; Philodinida; Philodinidae.